AUGUUGACGUUACGGUCUCUCGUGCCCGUCUUUGUCGUCGGCAUGUUGCUGACCGGCAUCAGCAACUCGCUUCUCAACAAGUACCAAGAUAUGCAAUGUAUUGCCAACUGCGACUCACCCGACCCAAAGAGAAGACAGGAGUUCUCUCAGCCCGUCUGGCAAACUCUGCAGAUGUUCCUCGGCGAAUGUCUCUGCUUGCUUCCCGUACUUCUACGAGCGCUGUACGGUCGCAUCUCUGGCAACAGCGCAAGAGACGCAGCUCUCAAGAAGCCUUUACUUACACCUCCCCCUGAUUCGGGCAUCGUAUUCGACUCUUCGCCUCGUGACCGCGGUACCUCUGCCGUCUCUAACUACGAAGCUACUCGAGGUCGCGUGCACACCGGUGGCCCCACCCAUGCUCCCACGGAACCUUCCGUUCCUGCUCCACCUUUCGAGAUCGCUUCCCGCGCCGUGCAACCUGGCGAGCUCGGCGAAUCCGAAUUCACCAACAUGAACGACAGCAGCUACAUCAACGCAGUCGAUGCCGACGAGAUGGGCGCUUUCAAGGGCGAAGCCAUGUCUGGCAAGGCUAUUGGACUCUUCUUCAUGCCCGCACUCUGCGAUAUUUGCGGUACAACGCUCAUGAACGUCGGUCUCCUCUUCACACCUGUCAGCAUCUACCAAAUGACAAGAGGUGCGCUCGUACUCUGGGUCGGUGUGUUUUCCGUUAUCUUCCUCCGACGACACCUUCACAUGUUCCAGUGGCUCAGUCUCGUCACUGUCAUGAUGGGUGUCUCUGUCGUGGGUUUAUCCGGUACCGUAUUCAAGUCUCCUGAAGCAGCACCUUCUUCAGAAGGGGGAGACGAUGAGAUCCCUGAAACAGCACAAGCGCUUCUCGGAGUCCUUCUCAUCCUUUUUGCCCAGCUCUUUACCGCAUCUCAAUUCGUACUUGAAGAAAAGAUCAUGUCACGCUACUCUGUCGAACCUCUCCUCGCUGUAGGAUAUGAAGGCUUAUUCGGCACACUCACGACCCUCAUCGCUAUGCCUUUGCUGCACUACUUUAUUGGUCGAACACCCGAAGGUCGCGGUGGGUACUUCGACAUGUCCGCUGGCUUUUAUCAGAUCAUGUCUGUCCCUGCGGUCCUGAGAUCUUCAAUUGCGAUCUGCUUCACGAUCGCCUUCUUCAACUUCUUCGGUCUAUCCGUCACUCGUAAUGUCUCAGCGACCGCGAGGAGCACCAUUGACACUUGCAGAACUCUGGGUAUUUGGGUUGUCUCGCUAACGCUAGGUUGGGAAACUUUCAAGUUGGCAAGUGGAAGUACGCAGGUGUUGGGUUUCAUACUGUUGGUGUACGGAACUUUCUUGUUCAACGGUAUUGUUAGGCCUCCUGGUUGGUGUAGUCCUGAUGCUGGGAGAGGUGGGUAUGGCAGAGUGGCUACAGAUGAGGGUGAUGCUUCUGAGACUGAUGAACGUCGUGCUUAG
Ustilago hordei is the source of this 1461-nucleotide messenger RNA. RefSeq lists its product as uncharacterized. Lineage: Eukaryota; Fungi; Basidiomycota; Ustilaginomycetes; Ustilaginales; Ustilaginaceae. The coding region runs from base 1 to 1461 and encodes 486 amino acids. The transcript has a single exon. Gene Ontology annotation, molecular function: pyrimidine nucleotide-sugar transmembrane transporter activity. The record is from RefSeq and is a predicted model, not a curated record. Gene Ontology annotation, biological process: pyrimidine nucleotide-sugar transmembrane transport. Gene Ontology annotation, cellular component: Golgi membrane; intracellular membrane-bounded organelle.